Molecule: messenger RNA, 6754 nt
Organism: Neogale vison (American mink)
Lineage: Eukaryota; Metazoa; Chordata; Mammalia; Carnivora; Mustelidae
Product: KIAA0513 ortholog
Exons: 13
Coding region: 222-1457 (411 amino acids)
Source: RefSeq, a predicted model, not a curated record
CGCGCAGUGGCCGCAGCGCGGAGCCCGGAGGCAGCCGCUCGCUCCCCGCUCGGACCCGCCGGCCGGUGCCCGCCGCGAUGCCUUAGGACCCCGAGAGCUGCCCCAGAGGACUCCUGGUGGCCAGCAGCUACCAAGCAACCCGUGCCCGUGGCUUCCAGCUCCCGCUGACGCGUCUGGGGGUCCCGUCUGCUGGUCUUCCAGCCUGGAAGCCUCCCCGAACCAUGGAGGCCCCGGAGGUCCCCGUGGGCACGCUGAUUGACUUCGGGACUGAGCCGUCUGCCUCCUCGCCCCUGGAGAUGCUGCCUCCAAAGCUGCAGGAUGGGGACAGCUCCCAGGGCGACGGAGCUUCGGAGAGCGAGACCACAGAGUCUGCGGACAGCGAGAAUGACAUGGGCGAGUCGCCGUCCCACCCGUCCUGGGACCAGUACCGCCGCUCCUCCUCCAACGAGUCCUUCUCUUCCAACCAGAGCACCGAGUCGGCCAAGGACGAGGAGACCUUGGAGCUCCGGGAGUUCAUGCGCGGCUACGUGGAGAAGAUCUUCUCUGGAGGGGAGGACUUGGACCAGGAGGAGAAAGCCAAGUUUGGAGAGUACUGUGGCAGCGAGAACGGAAAGGGACGCGAGUGGUUUGCUCGAUUCGUGAGCGCCCAGCGCUGCAACUCCAAGUGUGUCUCCGAGCCGACCUUCUACCGCCUGGUGCAGUCUUUCGCCGUGGUCCUGUUCGAGUGCCAUCAGAUGGAUGACUUUGGGCCCGCCAAGAACCUCAUGACCAUGUGCUUCACCUACUACCACAUCGGUAAGCCGCACCUGCUGCCCUCCGAGUCCAAGGAGAAGCCCGCGGGGAGCAUCGACUCCUACCUGAAGUCCGCCAACAGCUGGCUGGCGGAGAAGAAGGACAUCGCUGAGCGGCUGCUAAAGAACACAUCGGCCAAGACAGAGAACGUCAAGGGCUUCUUCGGGGGGCUGGAGACCAAGCUGAAGGGACCCCUGGCCAGGAAACAAGAGGAGGAUGAGAACAAGCCCAAGGAGAAGCCGCAGAAGACAGUGACCGUGUGCAGCCCGGAGGAAGAAAGGAAGGGGGAGAAGAUCUACCUGUACACGCACCUGAAGCAGCAGCCCAUCUGGCACACACUGAGGUUCUGGAAUGCGGCUUUCUUCGAUGCUGUCCACUAUGAGAGGAGAAAGCGGUCUCCCACUACCAGAGGGGAUGCUGGAGAGGAGGAGAAGAAGAGGGAGAAGUGGUGCCACAUGACCCAAGAGGAACGCAAUGACAGUCUGCGGUUCAAUGAGAACAUCACCUUCGGGCAGCUGGGCACAUUCACUCACAACAUGCUGGCGUUCGGGCUCAGCAAGAAGCUGUGUAAUGAUUUCCUGAAGAAGCAGGCCGUGAUCGGCAAUCUGGACGAAGAGCAGUACAAGCUGCUGAGCGACCACAUUGAGCAGAUGGCCAUUGAGUAGGCAGGCCAUGGGAGGUCGCCCGGAGCACCCUCCAGGAGGACCGAGGGUGCACACCCCUCUUCUGGGCCAGCGACUGGCUGUCACCCUACCUGAUGACCCUGCAUGACCUCGGAAGCACCCAGAGCCGCUCCGCGCUGCCCUAGAACUAGCGGUUAGAAGAAUCCGGUUGCCCGUCUCCCCACCUCCCUUCUGCCUGUCUGCUCCCCCCAUCCGCGUGCCAAAGGGUCUCUGGGAUUACACGGCUAAAACCAAGGUGAUUGCCCCUGCUCCUGGGUGUCAGGGCCACGACACAGGACCAAGCAGGAGGAGGAGGAAGGAAGCCAGGGCCGAGGUGGGCCCAGAGCAGUGCCUGCUGCAGCCGCCUGCAGGAGAGGGAGGGUGGGAGGUGCACGGGGGAAUGCAGGUGGGGGCAUCAGGAGCUGGGACGCGCCAGUGACGUGGGCGACAGUCCGGGACCCUCUUGUUCAGCAGCGGGAUGGAGUGGGGGUGCUCCCCCAGUCAGGGCUCCUGCUGAGCCACGGCCUUGCGGAGGGGGCAAUGGGCCUCUCCGGGCAAGCCGGGUCAGUCCAUGGCUCCUGCCGGCUCUGUGCCAGCUGCCCACCGUGUGACAGGAACCUGAGUCCUAGGAACCGCUAAGAGGAAAGAGACACUUGGCUAUUUUAGGGAAGGAGAGAGCCUGGUGCAGAGGACCUCCUUCCCAGCCGCAGAAGCCCCAGCAAGGGGUGUGAGCGUCCUGGAGUCCUCGUGAGGUCUGUGUGGUCACUUGCGAAUCACACCAGCCCAGGGCGGGGGCGGUGUCAGGGCACCUGCAAUGCGCUGUCUGCGCGGCUUCCUCGUGAUGCAGACAGAGUCCCCCCAUGUCCGUCCUGGGGGGAGCGCGGGCCGCCUGCCCCUCCAAGAGGCGCGGAUGAGAGAAGUCUCUCCAGUAGCUGCAGAACAACCACCCUUGCUCUUCGGUAUUUCAAGGAAGACGGAAAAAAAAAAAGCUGGGCAGAGGCGGCUUCUGGGGGCAGUGGCGUGGGGCUCGUGUGUGGAGUGGCCAUGAGGCCUGGGGACCCCGCCCCCCAGCAGCCAUGGGAAGGCACCUCUGCCCCUUCGCCCUCACGGGCUGACUGCUUUCCUGCACACUCGGCAGAUACCCCCUCGUCCCGCUUCUGGUGCCCGGGAACGCUGGCUUUUCUCUUGGGGUCUGUGCCGGCCUGAGGGGACGGACGUGUGACAGCAAGCAGCCAGCAUGUGGCUCCUCUGGCAUGAAUACUUCCCGUCCGUCCGCUUCCCUCUGCCUCUGCCCCUUGCACUUGGGCACUGACCUUGAAAGUAGGCCCGUGGGCGCACUCCUUUCCCCACAUCCCCCCCCCCCCGUUUCCCCUCUCUGCCUCCCCACCUGGCAGUCAUUACAUCACGGUCUGCCCUGGAGAACAGCAAAACCAUGCCUGCUGGUCACUGACCCGGCCAGUGCUGGAACGCUUUCCGUCGUGGGAUGCCUCCCUGGAACAUUCCAGAGACGAGCAGGCAGUGACAAAGCUGUAGCCGCAUGUCUCGGUGAGGACAGGAGAGGCGACGUGAAGCUUGGUGUGGUGGGGCUGGGCUGGUGUCCGAAGGCUGGAUCCUGAAACUCUGCUUAUUUUUGUAACGGUAUCGUUCGUGUGUGUGUGUGUGUGUGUGAGAGAGAGAGAGAGAGAGAGGGAGGGAGAGAGGGAGAGAGAGAGAGGUCAGCCUGUCUGGCGAUGUCACCACACAAUGCACAGCUGUGUUGCUGGGGCAGGUCCCACAGACCGGAGGUCCCUCCACCCCACCCUGGGCCAGUGUUGAGCCCAGGGACAGUGCAUGUCUCUACCGAUGGCGUUUCAGACAAAUAAGGUCAAAUUAAGGGGUAUGUGGGCCCCUCCUCCAAUGCUUCUGUCAGAUACUGCGUCCCCUCCUGAAACACUCUGUGCUCCCCUCCCCCUCUGUAGAAUCAGGGCUGCAUGGGGGAGGGGUCUGUCCGAGCCCCGCGAGGCUCUCCCUUCAUUCUCGAUGUCUUUGGCUUUACUAGUCACAUCUCAGUACUUAGUGGAAAUGCGUCACAACGUUUUUGUAAGGUGCCCCAAAGACUUAUCCGUGUAUAUGUACGAGUUUUGGAUAAAAGUCUGAUUCUGGUUUCUGGAGGGAGUGGAGUGGGUUCUGAGGCUCUCUCCAGAGUACCCGGGAGCGAGGCGCUGCCCUUUCCCCCCCCCCCCGGGGCGGGGCCAGCAGGACUCCUGGGCCUUUGGAAGGAAACGCCCCUUUGAUUUCUUUGGGCUUUUCCAAGCACUUUAAUUUCGAAAAUGAUCUUGAGAGGUUGAUUCCCCCCGUAGGCCUCCUGAAAUAGCAUUUGAAGGUGGAAGCAAGGACCGCUUGGGGGUUUCUCCCCUCCCAUUGCUUGUUCUUCCAGAGGUGGCUGGCAGAGUGGGGUUGAGCAGCCCAGUUGGCUCAGACCGUGCCGAGACCUGGGCCCUCUUCGAUGCCUCUGGCCACUGUCACUUGGAGGAGUCCCGUCCCUGGAAAAAAGGCUGGCAGCUUGCCCUGCUGAGAUGCCCUGGGUCCCUGUGACCCCGUCUCUCCCCUUGAGGGCCCGGUCAGAGCAGACUGACAGGGGAGACUCAGAGGUCCAGAGCGUGGAGAAGUCUCCGUCUGCUGCACACACACAGGGACAUGUUGGUAUGAGAGCUCUUGUGAGCCCUUCCUGCAAACUCAGGAACCGUAGACUCAAUGCAGGAAGGGUCAGAUCGUAUCCUAGAAGAGACCUUCCCGUCCCAGCAGGUGGAGUGUCCAAAGCCAGGAGCUCUGAAGUCUUGCCCCUCAUCACGGGUGGUUCAGACUUUCUGCUGGCUGUCCGCCAGGGCUGUGCACUUCACAGUGAGCCUGGACAGCCAAUCCUCUCAAAAAGUUCCCUGCUUGGCAAACAGGAUGAUGUAGAGUUGCAGCUUUUGAAGGUGGGCCAGGCACUGAGGGGGAGAGAGAAUCCCAGGCAGAUCCCCAUGCCCAGUGCGGAGCCUGAGGCGGGGCUCGAUCUCACAACCUUGAGAUCAUCACGUGACCCAAAAUCAGGAGUCAGAUGCUUAAUUGACUGAACCACGCAGGUACCCCAAGAUGCGGCCCUGUAUGUGUUUAGCCCGUUGUUUUCAUUUUAGCAAUAUCGGUAGGUGGGGGGUGGGCACGUUAAUAAUUUGGAUUGCAUCUGCCUUGUGUGUGAGCAUGUGUGUUGAACCAAAGGUAGGAGAACCAGAUUGUGAUACCCUAAGUUACUUGUACAGUAACAUGGAGUGAACUAUGAUUUCCUGUUGCCAAAAAAAGGGGGAAGGUUUGCUAAGUUCUUACGUUACCAAAAGGAGGACCAGAAAGAGUCCCAUUUCCUGAGUUCUGUACCCAAAUUAAAAUCUGGGAUGUUCGGGUGAGCCAAGAAGCCACCUGGGGGCAGGUUGGCCCAUGACUGCCUGUCCGGGCCGCGAGCUGCAGGCCGGACCCUCCGGCACUCUCCAGCAGCCUCACUGUUGGCUGACGGGUGGGCCCGUCAGCGUUAUUACCAGAUGACCUAAAACUGCAGACUCCUGGCAGCGGGGCGGAGGCUGGAGGGGAGCCCUUUUCCUGGAACAGUGAGGAAGGUUGGGAAGGAGGGUCUGUCCAGAGCAGGGAGGCCCGGCCCCAGCCUGCGGAGAGGGGCUUACAGUGCUCAGACCAGUCCAGGCUGCUCUCUUCUCUCCGCGUCUUUCGUCAAGGAUCAGCUGCCGGGUGGGGGGUCCCUUGUGCCUCCCAGCCCCCAACCCCCCUCGCUCUCACGUCUCUGCUGCCUUCCCCUAGCUUCUCUAUAAAUCAUUUAUUCCUUAUGACCCUCGGGGAUGAGUUUCACCAAAAAGGGAACUGGGUGGGCUGGAAGCACCCUUAGCUGAGCAAUGUGCAAUGUUCAGAGCCCGGGCAAAGCCACACAGGCCACCGGUGUCCUGCGUCCUUGUCGCCGUGGAGCUGGGAAUAGGGGCGUGCUGACUGACCAGAUAACAAAUGCAUGGGUCAUUUUCAGAUUAUUCCCCUUCAGCAGAUCUGCUCGAUGCUAAGACCAUCCUCCGUGGCAGGCUCUGGUGGGACCUCAUCGGCGUUCCUUGCUGUCCCUGGGGCAGAGAGUCUCAUGCUCUUUGGGGAGGGAUGGAAGGGUCUCGUGGGAGCCGGGGUGCUCUGUUCCCGGGGCGCUGGCCUGUGCUCCCCGAGUCCACCAGAGCUCAGGAAUGGAGCCCCCCCCAGCUGUGUCCAGCCGACUCCCGUGUCCCUCAGAUUCAACUGGGGAAGCGUUCUCAGUGCAGGGCUCUUGGUUACUAAUGGAAACGGAUAAACUUACCAUUUCUAGAAAAGCAUCAGCAGGUCUGGGUUUGCCCAUCUUCCUGUCUCUUCCACACACGCCUGCCACGGGGUGUCCGAAGAUGGAGGGGAUCCCAGAUCCUCAUAAGCCCCAGACUCCAAGGCUUUGACAAGAUGGAGUCUGAGUCUGAGCAGAGCCCACCGCCACCUGGAGCCCUCCUGAGCUGCCCCCAAAGAGGUCUGCACUUUAGCUAAAGAGACUGCCUGUUGGUAAAUCCCCCUUGAGCCAUGGGUCAGUCCUAGAAUUGGGGUGGGGGGCUGUACCUGUUCCCUCCUUGGUCCUGGACGUGUGCUUGUGAAAACGGGAAGAAGGCGCUGCGGGCGUUGUCCCCCCAGCGCUGACACAGGUGUGGUCCUGGCCUCCCCUGUGCCAGAGACGGCGUGGGUUAGCUUCCUCUGCAAGGUCGUGAGCGAGCCUGGGUCUGUCCCUUCCUUAAGGCAUCUUGAAGAAGACAAGCCAAACCUUUGAACAUCAGGAAAUGCUAGAAAUUCAAACAUUAGACAUAGAUCCCCUUCAAAUAUGUUAAUGUGUUAGAACAAGGCCCGUCUGCUGCCUUUGUUACAACCGCGGCCUCUGCUGGGGCCCUCGGGGAUGGUGUACACGCCAGCAUUAAUGCGUUCUCUCCUUCAGCCAGCCGGUCUUGGACCCCACAUUUGCCGUUGCCGCACCCAGACCUUCCCUUUAGUAGCCCCAAAGUAGGGUUCCGUGAUGCAGGUGUUGGUGUGCCCCUUAUGCAAUCCCGUGUCCCACCAGAUGACGUCCUGCAAACAGUAUUUUAAGGCUGAGGAAGUUUCAAGGUGGCAGAUCUCAGAACAGUGCUAAAAUCAAAACGGUUUCCUGUGAAAAAAACAAUCUAUGUCUCUAUAUUGCACCUCAGGUUGUCAGAAGGUGGAAACUUAAAUAAAUUAUCCUUAAAAAAAAGAAAAAA